Molecule: messenger RNA, 1062 nt
Organism: Alexandromys fortis (reed vole)
Lineage: Eukaryota; Metazoa; Chordata; Mammalia; Rodentia; Cricetidae
Product: putative zinc finger protein 833
Biological process (GO): regulation of transcription by RNA polymerase II
Molecular function (GO): DNA-binding transcription factor activity, RNA polymerase II-specific; RNA polymerase II cis-regulatory region sequence-specific DNA binding
Source: RefSeq, a predicted model, not a curated record
AUGAUCAUUAAGGACACGCCUUGCAGAGUAAGAGUUCAUGAGACUCCAUUGCUUGUAACAAAUAUCAUUGGUGAUUUAUCCUUACAUGGGUAUCUCAGAGAAAAAGAUAGAGGGAAACCACCACUGUAUAAGGGAGCUGUGGCAAAAGCUUGUAAACAUCAGAAUCAUUGGAAAGUAAUCAGUUGUUCUGAAUCCCUUCAGGUACUUGAAACUUCUCCUGAAGAGAAACCCGGGAAAAAACAAUAUAACGGAGCCUGUAAAAGUCUGUAUUUAGAUGAGUCUCAGGAGAGAACUUAUACUGGAGAUAAACUCAAUGAGGAUAUCUUCAUGAGAUACACACAGGGACAGAAUGAUGAACAAAACCAUAAAGAAGUGGAACAAUUUGUAUGUAGUCUCUGGGAAGAAUCCUUCAUUGAUUUCAGUGAGCUUACCAACCAUGAAAAAAGUCAUAUUGAAGAGAAAAGGUACAGUUGUAGGCAAUGUGGCAAAACAUUUAAAUAUAAAACAUGUUUUGAGAAACAUAAAGUAACUCACAAAGGAGAGAAACCAUAUACUUCUAUACAUUAUGGAAAAGCCUUCACCCAAUUCAAUCAUCAUAACAGUCAUGAAAGCAGUUACAUUGGACAAAAGCCUUAUACUUGCAAGCAUUGUGGGAAAAACUUCACCCGUUCAUCUCAACGAAACAUUCAUGAAAAAAUUCACACUGGAGAGAAACCUUAUGCAUGUAAGCAUUGUGGAAAAGCCUUCAACGACCCCAGUAGUCAUAAGAGACAUGAGAGGAGCCGCACUGGAGAGAAACCAUUUGCAUGUAAACAUUGUGGAAAAAAAUUCACCAGUUCUUCUUAUCUACACAUUCAUAAAAGAAUUCACACUGGAGAGAAACCUUAUCCAUGUAAGCAUUGUGGAAAAAACUUCAUCCGUUCUGUUUAUCGAAACAAUCAUGUAAGAAUUCAUACUGGAGUGAAACUUUAUCCAUGUAAGCAUUGUGGAAAAGCCUUCAAUGACCCCAGUAGUCAUAAGAGACAUGAACGUAGGCACACUGCAGAGAAACCCUAUGCAUGA